This is a messenger RNA of Amoebophrya sp. A120, 3680 nucleotides long. The record is from the annotation of a GenBank genome assembly. NCBI's taxonomy places the organism in Eukaryota, Dinophyceae, Syndiniales, Amoebophryaceae.
GCACCAAUAAGAAAGAUAUAUUCAAAACAACGAACAUUGACUGCAAGGAAGCGACAGCACGGACGAUGAGCAUGAGGAUGACUAUGAGCAGAAAAGACCAUUUCUAGUGUCGUGAUUUCUUGAGGAGGUAGUGGCUGCGCUAGAAGAGCGUUGCUGGCUUCUGAUUGAACGAGAACGAGACCAAAGAGCAAGAACAAAAGAUGCGGCGUUCCUUGUCACUGUAAUCGUUCCAAUCACAUAGGGGAGUCCUCAGACGCACUGUGCACUCCUCUAUCAGGUUUUUUCUUUGAAACAUGUCUACCAUGUACAGCUCGUUUCCGCAGAGCUACCCCAGGCCCGAGAUGCAAUUCGCGCCGUCUGGUACCUACACCUUUGCAGUCAGUGUUUGUCGUGGUUGCUUCCUUUGCAAGUUGAAUCUUCUUGUUCUGCGAUGCACAAUAUCUUGAUCGUCUUUUAUGAAACAACUGGCCUCUUAAGAAGAUACACAAUCCACCAUAAAAUUUUGCUUAUACAGGUGGUAGCAGCUGUAACGGCGGACAAAUGCAGCACCAAACUGGAUCGGGCUACACAUCCCAAGCCCCGGGAUACCCGGACCAGUGGCAGCAGCAACAGCAGCAGGGUGGACCGCCGCCGGCCUCUCCACCGGGGUUAAUCCCGUCGAUGAGAGCUGGCGGCACAGCGGUACUAUCGAGCUUCUUUUUUUUGUCUUGUUUCCUGUUGAAAGCGUAGGGAGAAAAUGGUCAAACUGAUCAGUACGACGUCGUUCUAGUUGCCAAGCUGAUCCGCAUACGCAUUCUGUGCAAAUUAGCACUGCAGGCAGUCAUCCUAUACAAUUUCAAUUCAUCUUCAAAAUAUAUUUCUACAGCAAGCGUCGCCGCAAUGGGGCCCCCGCGUGCAAAGCCCCGGCGAGGUGUCCACCGCCUAUGAGAGCAGUCACUAUCUGUCUUCCCCAGAUUCGGCUUAUGGCUUGUCCUCGGCUGAAACAGGUACCACGUUAGGUUUUUCAUAUAUUUUUCACUUGAGUGCUACGAUUCGAUCGACUUGCGUUGGCGGUCUGAUGCUGAUUCAAUUUUUUAAGAAAGUAUCUAUUGGCAUACGGAUACGUCAAACAAGCCACGAGCGCUUUAUUUCAUAUACAGGCCAGCCGGUUGGGUUUUACAAUCACCAGCAGAUGCACCAGGGCCAGCACCAGGGCGAAUUGAGUGCGGUUGACUACAACUCUGCGGCCCGCGGGCACCACCAGGACCAAAUGCACCAGCAGCACGGCAAUCAGAUGCAUUCCCAGUACAACCAGCAACACCCUAAUAUGGCCGCCGAUCAGCAUGCGCAGCAACAGCAGCACCAACAGCUUGGCGGACGGCAGCAAGGACCCAACGGGCAACACCAAGGGCAGCAGCACCAAUCGGGGCAACAACAAGAUUCUCACCACCAGCAACAGCACCACAUGCCGGGGGCGCAGCAGGGGCAGCCGCACCAACAGGGUGGAAACUACUUUCAGCAUCAGCAGCAACAGCAGCAACAGCAGCACCACGCUGCGGGAGAGCAGCAACACCAAAUGGAUCAACACCAGCAGCACGCUGCGAACCAGCACCAAAUGGCGACGGCGAACCAGCACGAUCCCGUCUUGUCCGAAUACAAAAACUACCACAACCAGCAGCAACAAAAUCAGGCUGGGGCGUACAACAACCAUGGAGGACAGCAGCAGAUGCAACACCACAUGGGAGGCGCUGCUGGUGCAGGAGGACAGCAACAAUUGCACUCUGGUGGUCAGCACCAGCAAGGGCAACAACACCACUACAACAACCAACAGCACCAGAUGAGCGGUGGAAAUAACAAUCACGCGAACAAUUACCACAGUGGCUAUAACAACCACAGUGGCGCCACCGGCACCAUGGACCAUCAACAGCACACGGCGGGUCACCAACAGCAACAACAAAACAACAAUGCUCACUACGGUGCCCAGCAGCAGCACCAGCAACAGGGUAACAAUGCGUAUGGUGGUAUGCACCAGCAACAGCAGCACCAUAUGGGGGAAAACCAACACGGUGCAGCUUCCGUACAGCAACACAAUAAGUACAACAAUAACAAUGGGAUGGAGCAAUACAACCAAGGCAGUGCCGGCCAGCAGCACAAUCAACAAAACGCAGCCCAGCAGCACUACCAACAAGGCGCCACAAGCCAACAGUAUCAGCAAAACAAGUACAACAGCUACCACGGUGCGAGCCAGCAGCAACAGCAACAGUACAACAACUACAAGCAACAUCAUAGCCAGAACCAGAGCUACGGAGCAAGUGCGGCUGGCUACGAAAGCGCCGACAGUUACAACUGCGCAUCCCAGCACCCCGACAACAAGAAUAGCAACUACAGCAGUGGGUACCGAGGCCCGAUUGUGCAGCAACCACGACGGGGGAAGAUUGUCACUGCGGCUUCCAAUGGACAGUUGUACAAAACGAAGCUCUGCUACUACCAUGUCCACGGCACCUGCUCGUGGGGAGAAUCCUGCCACCACGCGCACUCACUGGAAGAAUUGAAGCAGAAACCGGAUCUGGUAUGCAAUAGAUAUGAUUUGUCCAGUUGUUUUUUUCGAGGAAGGAACGCAUAUGAACAAGAAAUUGUCACUUUCCAGUACUGUUUCAUCACUCGACGCCCCGAAAAAUACUCCUUUCAUUUGUUUCAACACAGAGCAAGACCUCUAUUUGUCCGAAGCUUGGAGACUGCAAGAGGAAAAACUGUCCUUACGCCCACAGUCGUGACGAAUUACGAUCUACCGACUGCUUCGCAAAGACAAAAGUCUGCUUCGGUAUAUGCACUUAAUUUGUUCACUUUUUUUUCAACGGCGAUGUGGUAGUUGCGGUACUUGGUUCUGGAAAAUACAGCGGUAUGAAAAAGGAAUGUGCUGAAUAUCUUCGUUGACAUCACUUGCAUGCUAUCAGAACGGAAAUAUACCACCCAGGCUCCUGCGAAAACUGCCGCUUCGGAGGAAAUUGCCGCUACGCACACUCCGUUUCAGAACUGCGCAAAGUCUUUGACCUGCCAAUGAAAGUUAUGGCGAGUAUAGUCUGUUUUUGGUGUUUUUGAUAGUAUUCGCAACAUUAUGACUGGAAGACAGAUUCGAUUUCAAAGCCGAUAAGUAUUGUGUUUGUGCAGAAUGAAGUGCAUGAUCAAGAUACUAGCCCGUUGCUAUCAUACACGAUAUUUGAAUCCUGCCUUGCUGACAGAUAUCAAGGGAAAGAAGAAAGCACCACCGCUCCAGAGUUUGAAGGGCGGCGAUGCAAAAAGGGGCAUCAAAUUGGUCCACUCCAAGGCGAAAGGGGAUUUCGGUACUUGCUCACUAGAGAAUACUGCUGCAGAAGCUUGUUGCGAAAUUGUUGAUAACAUCACGAUUCGUGAUUAUGUGGCGGGUUUGCAUGUGUUUGUAUGUGUAUUUGUGUUUUGUUAUUUUUUUCCUUUUGCCGUGCGAUACAGAUUGCGAUUCCAAAACGACCACAGAUGCGAGUUCCUAUGGCGAGGGCUACAUCGACUUGUUCCAGGGGGAUUGUGUUGCGAUCGUGAAAGACGACGAAGAUGGUUGGAUGUACGGCAAAAACUUCACCCAGGACACUAUCGGCUGGUUCCCAACCUCUUACGUGCUCGAUGAAGAUGAGUACUGCGCCCCCGUCAGCGGAGUUCUGUUACAGUAG